AUGUUGGGCCGAGUCAGCCGUCCGCUGACAUCGCUUCGUUUUGGCGGCUUUGCGUAUUUCCAACAAACGGCUGGCGCGAAGAUCUACCAGCGAAAUGAGAAGAGCAAAUUUACUGUGGAUCUGAUGAAGGGUCUUCUCAUGGGCCUUGGCCUCGGCCUUGGCAUGAACAUCGUUUUCGGCGUCGCUGAGGGCCCUUACUACUACGAUCCCGAGCAGCAUACACCCGAGGAGUACGAAUUCCACAAGAGCGCUCUUUCGCGAUUCCUUUACAAAUACUGGUUCACAUCCCAACGCGUUGCCCAUUGGCAGACAUACGCCGGCAUGCUUUUCCAGGAUGAAGUUCGAUCCAAAGACAGAUUGGUCCAAGACGUUAGACGAAUUUCUGCCCAAACCGGCGCAAUCGGAAUGAGCAGCGGAUACUACAGCCACGCCCAGAACGUCGGCGGCGUUGCCGACAAGCAUGCUUACCUUCAUGCAACUGCUCCUCAAUUGUUAAACGAAAUGAUUCAAUAUGCUGACGAAAAUGAAAUCCUCAGAGCUAAAGACCAAAUCAUCCAGAAAGUUAUUGUUGAAAAGGGCGAGGGUGCCUUGAGACAAGGUGUUACAGUCGAAUUCAACCCUGGAGAGACGCUCAGACUGCCCGCCGUCGGUGUUGCUCCAUCUCCUCAUCUCAAGCCAGAUUGGUACAACUACGAUGUGGAGACCAAGGAUCAAUGA
Oikopleura dioica is the source of this 717-nucleotide messenger RNA. The record is from the annotation of a GenBank genome assembly. Lineage: Eukaryota; Metazoa; Chordata; Appendicularia; Copelata; Oikopleuridae.